ACUCCGUAAAGAAACCUCCUGCUUUAUCAGUUAACACUGCGCCAUCCCCACGAGCGCAACGGGUCUAUAUUUUUGUUAUGCCUUCAAGUGUCAAAAGGGUCAAGACAUUCAGAAACAACGCCAUUGUUAGGGUUUUAGAAGUGCGAAAUCAUCUAAAUGGAAAAAACGGAAGAAGAAGAAGAAGAAGUGGUAGCUGUCUUGAGACGGUUGCAAGAGUGCGUAGAUUCCCAUCCAGAUGACCCUUCCCACCAUUUUAAUCUUGGGCUGCUCUUGUGGGAAAAAGCUGAAGGCUCGAAGGAGGUCAAGGAAAAAGCAGCGGAGCAUUUCGUGAUAUCCGUGAAGUUAAAUCCAAAAAAUGGAGCUGCUUUCAGAUACUUGGGGCAUUAUUAUAGCAGCGCAGUAUCUGCAGAUACGCAGAGAGCUCUCAAGUGUUACCAGAGAGCCGUUUCCCUCAACCCGGACGAUUCCCUAUCGGGGGAAGCCUUGUGUGAUUUGUUGGAUGAAGGAGGAAAAGAGAGUUUGCAAAAUGCAGUGUGCCGGGAGGCUUCAGAGAAGUCCCCAAGAGCUUUCUGGGCUUUUAGGAGAUUGGGUUAUCUACAGGUCCAUCAAAAGAAGUGGUUUGAAGCAGUACAGAGUCUUCAACAUGGCAUAAGAGGCUAUCCUACCUGUGCUGAUCUGUGGGAAGCUUUGGGUCUUGCCUACCAGCGAUUAGGCAUGUUCACUGCAGCUUUAAAGUCAUAUGGGCGAGCCGUUGAAUUGGAGGACUCUAGAGUGUUUGCAUUGGUUGAAAGUGGAAACAUUUUUCUGAUGCUUGGUUCCUAUAGAAAGGGGGUUGAGCAUUUCCAACAAGCAUUAGAAAUCUGCCCUCUAAGCAUAUCUGCUUACUAUGGGCUUGCUUCAGCACUGCUAGGUUUGUCAAAAGAAUGCAUCAACUUGGGUGCAUUUAGAUGGGGAGCAUCACUGUUAGAGGAGGCAUCUAAGGUUGCAGAAGCGAGUACUUCUUUUGCUGGUAAUAUUUCAUGCAUUUGGAAGUUGCAUGGUGAUAUCCAGCUUACCUAUGCAAAUUGUUACCCAUGGAUGGAGGAACGUUGGAAUAUGGAAAUUGAAAGGGAAACUUUUAAUGACUCCGUACUUUCCUGGAAAAGGACCUGUUAUCUGGCUGCAAUGUCUGCCAAUAGUUCUUAUCAGCGGGCUUUGCACUUGGCACCAUGGCAAGCUAAUUUGUAUACCGACAUUGCAGUAGCUUCAGAUCUCGUUUGCUCUUUGAAGGGAACUUGUAAACAUGACCUCAAUGAUUGGCAGCUUCCAGAGAAGAUGUCCUUGGGCAGCUUGUUACUCGAGGGUGAUAAUAGUGAGUUUUGGGUGGCACUGGGAUGUCUUUCUCGUUACAAGGUGUUGAAACAACAUGCCUUUAUCAGGGGAUUGCAAUUGGAUGUAUCCCUUUCUGCUGCUUGGGCAUACCUUGGGAAGCUAUAUCGAAAAGAGGGUAUGAAGCAAUUGGCCAGGCAAGCAUUUGAUUGUGCCAGAAGUAUUGAUCCCUUGCUUGCAUUACCAUGGGCAUGGAUGUCAGCUGAUACGAAUGCUAGGGAGCCUGCAAGUGUAACAGAUGAAGCUUAUGAAAGCUGUUUAAGGGCUGUACAGAUAUUGCCACUUGCAGAGUUUCAAAUUGGUCUUGCAAAACUUGCUUUGCUUUCAGGUCAUCUAUCAUCUGCACAGGUAUUUGGUGCCAUCCAGCAGGCUGUGCAGCAAGCACCUCACUAUCCGGAAUCACAUAAUUUGAGCGGUCUUAUUUUUGAGUCACAAUUUGAUUAUCAAUCUGCUGUUGCUUCUUAUCGAUUAGCACGCUUUGCAGUCAACGCUUUUGCAGGCACUGCACCAAAAUCCCAUUUCAGAGAUAUAUCAAUUAAUCUCGCCAGAUCCCUCAGUAGGGCAGGGAAUGCCCUUGCUGCUGUGCAAGAAUGUGAAGAUUUAAAGAAGGAAGGUCUGCUUGAUGCACAAGGUCUGCAAAUAUAUGCCAUCUCUUUAUGGAAACUGGGCAGAAAUGAUGCCGCCCUCUCUGUGGUGAGAGAUUUGGCAGUGAGUUUUUCAUCCAUGGAACGGACAUCUGGGGCUGUUUCUAUUAGUUUCAUAUGUAGAUUGCUGUACUACAUUUCCGGCAAGGAAUCAGCAGUUAAUAGCAUUCUGAAAAUGCCAAGGGAACUACUUCAGAGUUCAAAAGUUAGCUUUAUAACAGCUGCAAUUCAUGCCUUGGAUCUAAAAAAUCGGCUUGGUGUAGUUGUUUCAAGCAGUCGUUAUGUUGUUGCAUCUCAGGAGGAAAACACAGAAAUGUAUUUUUUAGUUGCACUUGGUAAACUUAUCAAGAAUGGGUCAAAAAAUUGCCUUGGAUAUCAGAGUGGAGUUGAUCACCUUAGAAAAGUUCUUCAUCUGUAUCCAAAUAGUAGUUUAAUAAGGAACCUGCUCAGCUAUCUUUUACUAUCAAGUAAAGAGUGGAAUAACACUCACAAUGCAACUAGGUGCUGCAUCUUAGGGCCUUCUGACUGCAUCAAUAAAGGACUAAAAUCAGGAAGUGAGAUUCUUGGUGCUGGAACAGUUGCUUGUUAUGCUUCCAGCACUGGAGGCCAAAAAUUAUCUUUCCCAAUGUGCAGAUACCAGUGCCUGAGUGGACAGCAAGCAAUCCAACAACUCCAAAGAUGGCUACAUCAAGAACCAUGGAACCACAAGGCACGGUACUUGCUUAUACUUAAUUUAAUACAGAAGGCACGUGAAGAGAAAUUUCCUCAGCAUCUUCGUAUCAUACUUGAGCGGCUGAUUUUUGAGGCCCUUUCCAAUAAAUCAUAUUCAAAGAACAAUGUUUCUAGUCAAUAUCAAAAGUUCCAGCUUCUACUAUGUUCUUCGGAGAUCCAUUUGCAAGGUGGGGACUAUAUUGGCUCUAUCAAUCAUGCUAAAUCUGCUUCAGCAAUUUUGCUACCCAGUGGCUAUCUAUUUUUUGCACACUUGUUGCUAUGCCGUGCCUAUGCUGCAAAAAAUGAUUUUAUUAACCUGCAGGAAGAGUAUAUGAAAUGCUUGCAGUGCAAAACAGAUUAUUGCAUUGGCUGGAUAUGUCUUAAAUUUAUGAAAUCUCAAUACAAAUUACAAAGUGAGUCAAAUACCAUAGAAUUGAGAUUCCAGGAGUGCUUGGAAGAGACCAAGAGUCCAUGGAAUAUGUGGAUGGCUGUCUUUUAUUUGGUGAAGGGUCUGAUUUCUGCACGGAAUCAGGAUUUCCUUACUGCACAAGAGUUUCUUGCCCAAGCUUGCUCUUUGGCAGGUGCCGAGAGUUGCCUUUUUCUCUGUCAUGGUGCUAUUUGUAUGGAGCUAGCCAGACAGCAAUAUGAGUGCCAGUUUCUGUCACGUGCUAUAAAGAGUCUCAACAGGGCUCAAGAGACUUCUCUUGUACCCUUGCCUGUUGUGUCACUGUUGCUUGCUCAAGCUGAAGCAAGCCUUGGUUCCAAAGAUAAUUGGAGAAAAAACCUCCAUCUUGAGUGGUUUUCUUGGCCGCCAGAAAUGAGGCCUGCAGAACUCUUUUUGCAAAUGCAUUUGCUUGCUAGGGAAUUGAAAUCUUGGUCUGAAUCUUCAUCCAAUUUAGGAUCCCAGAGCCCAAAGAGAUUGAUUCUUCAGGCAAUCCAUUUGAACCCUACUUGCUUGAGAUAUUGGAGGGUUUUGCAGAAGUUAAUUACCAACUGAGUUGUACACCCCCUCAGGCAACGCACAUUUCAUGGAGCUGAAAUGAAAGAAGGGCGUAGGUUGGUGGGGACCAUUGAAUUUGGUUUAUAAAUAUGAAUUUGUCUGGGUGUUAAAAAUUUUAUUCAUUUAAUUGACUUGGAAUUGGUGUGUGCAUACACAUGUAAGGUAUCAUUAACUCCUAACUUUCUGUAAAUUGCGUGCCACUCUAGUUUUGGCGUUACCAGUUCUUGGGGUUGUAAGAAUAGGACAAAUAUAGUUAUGAUACUUUUUUAUUUUAGGAUUUUCAGAAUUUUGCUACCAAAGCAGUUCGUACUUGUAAAUAAACAAAUUUCACUUAUGCAUAGCAUGUU
Malania oleifera is the source of this 4070-nucleotide messenger RNA. Its product is annotated as tetratricopeptide repeat protein SKI3. Gene Ontology annotation, molecular function: protein binding. The record is from RefSeq and is a predicted model, not a curated record. Lineage: Eukaryota; Viridiplantae; Streptophyta; Magnoliopsida; Santalales; Ximeniaceae. Gene Ontology annotation, cellular component: Ski complex. The coding region runs from base 157 to 3720 and encodes 1187 amino acids. The transcript is spliced from 22 exons.